GGAAGACGAGAACCGGCCGGGUCGCGAGCAGUUCCGCGGCCGUGUCGCUGUCGCCUUGGGCCGCUGCUGACGAGUCCAGGGGGCGGACGGCUGAGACAGAAAGCAGUCUGGCUCCUGAGGUCCACCCCUUAUGCCCCAAGGUCCAGAUGGCGGCCAACGUGGGUGAUCAACGUAGCACAGAUUGGUCUUCUCAGUACAGCAUGGUGGCCGGGGCAGGCAGAGAGAACGGCAUGGAGGCUCCUAUGCAUGAGAACCCAGAGUGGGAGAAGGCCCGCCAGGCUCUGGCCAGCAUCAGCAAAGCAGGAGCCGCCGGCAGCUCCGCCAAGGCCAGCAGCAAUGGGCCUGUUGCCAGUGCCCAGUACGUGGCUCAGGCGGAGGCCUCGGCCCUGCAGCAGCAGCAGUACUACCAGUGGUACCAGCAGUACAGCUACGCCUACCCGUACAGCUACUACUACCCCAUGAGCAUGUACCAGAGCUACGGUUCUCCCUCCCAGUAUGGCAUGGCUAGCUCCUACGGUUCCGCCACACCCCAGCAGCCAUCGGCACCCCAGCACCAGGGGGCUCUGAACCAGCCCCCAGUUCCUGGCAUGGAAGAAAGCAUGUCCUACCAGGCCCCCCCGCAGCAGCUGCCGGCAGCCCAGCCCCCUCAGCCCUCCAACCCCCCGCAUGGGGCUCAUACUCUGAACAGUGGCCCCCAGCCUGGAACGGCCCCAGCCACACAGCACAGCCAAGCAGGGCCUGCCUCAGGCCAGGCCUAUGGGCCACACACCUACUCCGAGCCUGCCAAGCCCAAGAAGGGCCAACAGCUGUGGAACCGGAUGAAGCCAGCCCCUGGGACCGGUGGUCUCAAGUUCAACAUCCAGAAACGGCCCUUUGCUGUCACCAGCCAGAGCUUCAGCUCCCCCUCAGAGGGCCAGCACAGCAGCUUCGGCCCCCAGCCCAACCCUGAGAAAGCCCAGAGCCACAGUCCCCCAUCUGCCCUCCCCAGGGGGAGCCUGUCUGGGAAGCCCGACGAUUGGCCACAGGAUAUGAAAGAGUAUGUGGAGCGCUGCUUCACUGCUUGCGAAUCGGAGGAGGACAAGGACCGGACGGAGAAGCUGCUCAAGGAGCUGCUGCAGGCUCGGCUGCAGGAUGGUUCGGCCUACACCAUUGACUGGAGUCGGGAGCCCCUGCCAGGGCUGACUCGGGAGCCUGUGGCUGAGAGCCCCAAGAAGAAGCGGUGGGAGGCCCCUAGCAGCCUUCAUCCUCCCAGGGGGGCAGGCUCAGCGACAAGGGGCGGGGGUGCCCAGUCCCAGCGAGGGACACCAGGGGCUGGGGGUGCUGGCCGAGCCCGGGGCAGCAGCUUCGCCAAGUUUGGCAACCGCAAUGUCUUCAUGAAGGACAACAGCUCUUCCUCCAGCACGGACUCCCGCUCCCGUUCCUCCUCCCGGUCCCCUACUCGCCACUUCCGCCGCAGUGACUCCCACUCGGAUUCAGACAGUUCUUACUCAGGGAAUGAGUGUCACCCUGUGGGUCGCAGGAACCCCCCCCCGAAGGGCCGAGGAGGUCGGGGGGCCCACAUGGACCGGGGCCGAGGCAGGGCACAGCGUGGGAAGAGGCAUGAUCUUGGUCCCACCAAGCGCAGCCGCAAAAAGAUGGCCGCGCUAGAGUGCGACGACCCUGAGCGUGAGCUGAAGAAGCAGAAGCGGGCGGCCCGCUUCCAGCACGGACACUCCCGCCGCCUGCGCCUCGAGCCCCUGGUCCUGCAGAUGGGCAGCCUGGAGAGCAGUGGCGCUGACCCAGACUGGCAGGAGCUUCAGAUCGUGGGCACCUGCCCUGACAUCACCAAGCACUACCUGCGUCUCACCUGCGCCCCUGACCCAUCCACUGUGCGCCCUGUGGCGGUUUUGAAAAAGUCUCUGGGCAUGGUCAAGUCCCACUGGAAAGAGAAGCAAGACUACGCCUUUGCCUGCGAGCAGAUGAAGUCGAUUCGGCAGGACCUGACGGUGCAAGGUGUGCGAACGGAGUUCACGGUGGAGGUGUAUGAGACGCAUGCCCGCAUCGCCUUGGAGAAGGGCGACCAUGAGGAGUUCAACCAGUGCCAGACGCAGCUCAAGUCGCUGUACGCCGAGAACCUGCCAGGCAACGUGGGCGAGUUCACUGCUUACCGCAUCCUUUACUACAUCUUCACCAAGAACUCAGGAGACAUCACCACGGAGCUGGCGUACCUGACUCGGGAACUGAAGGCAGACCCCUGCGUGGCUCACGCCUUGGCACUGAGGGCGGCCUGGGCUCUGGGCAACUACCACCGCUUCUUCCGGCUCUACUGUCAUGCGCCCUGCAUGUCUGGGUACCUGGUGGACAAGUUUGCAGACCGGGAGCGCAAAGCUGCCCUCAAGGCGAUGAUCAAAACCUUCCGCCCUGCGCUGCCAGUCUCCUUCCUGCAGGCCGAGCUGGCCUUCGAGGGCGAGGCCGCCUGCCGGGCCUUCCUAGAGCCCCUGGGCCUGGCAUACACGGGCCCGGACAACGCCAGCAUCGACUGCCGCCUCAGCCUGGCGCAGCUGUCAGCCUUCUGA
Messenger RNA from Odobenus rosmarus divergens (Pacific walrus), 2555 nucleotides. It is a transcript of the gene LENG8, whose product is annotated as leukocyte receptor cluster (LRC) member 8. The record is from RefSeq and is a predicted model, not a curated record. Bases 147 to 2555 code for a protein of 802 amino acids. The transcript is spliced from 16 exons. Gene Ontology annotation, cellular component: nucleus. Lineage: Eukaryota; Metazoa; Chordata; Mammalia; Carnivora; Odobenidae.